AUGCAGAGUCGACUGAUGCAGUUAAGCGGCGGCGGCGGCCACGGCAGCAUCGCGUUGAGGAAGGGGCCGUGGACAGCGGAGGAGGACGAGAUCCUGGUGGAGUACGUGAGGAAGAACGGCCCCCGCAACUGGAGCUCCAUUCGAACCCAAGGCUUGCUCCUCCGCGACAGGAAAUCAUGCCGCUUCCGCUGGGUCAACGUACUGCAGCCCGGUCUCAAGACAGGGUGCAAGUUCUCGGAGGAGGAAGAGCGGGUGGUGAUCGAACUGCAGGCGCAGUUGGGGAAUAAGUGGGCGAGGAUCGCCACCUACUUGCCCGGCCGAACCGACAACGAUGUCAAGAACUUCUGGUACACCAGGCAGCAGCGACUCGCCAGGAGUCUGCGCGAUUUGCGCCGGCCAGAAGCGACUCGCCAGGAUUCUGCAAACUCCCAGCCCCUUCCUCCUCCUCCUCCUCCUCCUCCUCCUCCUCCGCAGGAUCAAUAUGCAUCCGCUUCGCAGAUGCUAAUCCAGGAUUCUGCAAACUCCCAACCCCUUCCUCCUCCUCCUCCUCCUCCUCCUCGGCAGGAUCAAUAUGCAUCCGCUUCGCACAUCCUAAUCCAGGAUUCGUUUACGGAUGAUCAUCUCCGCCAGCUCGAUGGCGUCGUCGACUACGAUUUAGAGUACUCCUUCAUGAACUACAGCUCUUCAAUGCUCGAAUUUGACGUGCCCCCGCAGCUCUUCACCGCCCCUUGGCAGUCAUCCCUCGACCUCCCGCCCGACCUCGAUCUCUGGCAGUUCCAGGACCCACAUUUCAGCCAUCGGCUCCUCCCUGAGGAGCCACGCUUCUUCGGCGUGAUGAGGUCGGAUCAGGAGACGGAGUUGCCAUGGCCACUGGACAAUUUCGACGAGUUACCGCACGACAUGUUCGAUUUCAUCGACCAGCCGCCACCGCCACCGAUUACCAACUCGUGCUAG
Zingiber officinale is the source of this 954-nucleotide messenger RNA. Its product is annotated as probable transcription factor MYB58. The record is from RefSeq and is a predicted model, not a curated record. Bases 1 to 954 code for a protein of 317 amino acids. The transcript is spliced from 4 exons. Lineage: Eukaryota; Viridiplantae; Streptophyta; Magnoliopsida; Zingiberales; Zingiberaceae.